GGCGCGGCAAGUCACGCAGGAGCGCGGAAACCGCGACUCCGUUCCCGGUGCCGCGGGGAGGAAGAUGGAGACGCACACCUCGUGUCUGUUCCCCGAGCUGCUGGCCAUGAUCUUCGGCUACCUGGACGUGCGCGACAAGGGGCGCGCGGCGCAGGUGUGCACGGCCUGGCGGGACGCCGCCUACCACAAGUCGGUGUGGCGGGGGGUGGAGGCCAAGCUGCACCUGCGCCGGGCCAACCCGUCGCUGUUCCCCAGCCUGCAGGCCCGGGGCAUCCGCCGGGUGCAGAUCCUGAGCCUGCGCCGCAGCCUCAGCUACGUGAUCCAGGGCAUGGCCAACAUCGAGAGCCUCAACCUCAGCGGCUGCUACAACCUCACCGACAACGGGCUGGGCCACGCGUUCGUGCAGGAGAUCGGCUCGCUGCGCGCGCUCAACCUGAGUCUCUGCAAGCAGAUCACCGACAGCAGCCUGGGCCGCAUAGCCCAGUACCUCAAGGGCCUGGAGGUGCUGGAGCUGGGCGGCUGCAGCAACGUCACCAACACCGGCCUGCUGCUCAUCGCCUGGGGCCUGCAGCGCCUCAAGAGCCUGAACCUCCGCAGCUGCCGCCACCUCUCGGACGUGGGCAUCGGGCACCUGGCCGGCAUGACGCGCAGCGCGGCCGAGGGCUGCCUGGGCCUGGAGCAGCUCACGCUGCAGGACUGCCAGAAGCUCACGGACCUCUCCCUGAAGCACAUCUCCCGGGGGCUGGCGGGCCUGCGGCUCCUCAACCUCAGCUUCUGCGGGGGCAUCUCGGACGCGGGCCUGCUGCACCUGUCGCACAUGGGCAGCCUGCGCAGCCUCAACCUGCGCUCCUGCGACAACAUCAGUGACACGGGCAUCAUGCACCUGGCCAUGGGCAGCCUGCGCCUCUCGGGGCUGGACGUGUCUUUCUGUGACAAGGUGGGGGACCAGAGCCUGGCUUACAUCGCGCAGGGGCUGGACGGCCUCAAGUCCCUGUCCCUCUGCUCCUGCCACAUCAGCGACGACGGCAUCAACCGCAUGGUGCGGCAGAUGCACGGGCUGCGCACGCUCAACAUCGGCCAGUGCGUGCGCAUCACGGACAAGGGCCUGGAGCUGAUCGCCGAGCACCUGAGCCAGCUCACCGGCAUAGACCUGUACGGCUGCACCCGCAUCACCAAGCGCGGCCUGGAGCGCAUCACGCAGCUGCCCUGCCUCAAGGUGCUCAACCUGGGCCUCUGGCAGAUGACGGACAGUGAGAAGGUCAGAAUACUGCUUGCCGUAAGUCAGCCGCUCACCGAGGGGAGCCAGGACUCCAGUCCAGCUCCCUUCUGCUCCAGGAGAAGGCUCACUUACUGAUUGCACCUUGGCUUCCAGGAAGGCGACCUCACGGAAGCAAGUGGUGGCAGUCUGAACACCAUACGGACACGCUUAUGCCAAGGACAUCAUUUAAAAGGGAAUAAAAAUGGAUUCACCCUCACCAUACCUACAAGAAUGGAAGGAAAUGCUUCUGAGGAGUAGAAGCACUGAGAAUGUGCAUGGAUGCGCACUUUGCGGGAGGUGUGCACGUUAAAAGGCACUUGAGCGCAAAACCUGGUGCAGGGAUUUGCAGAAACGUCAGGACUGAAAAGCCCGAAAUGGGACUCGGCGUGGAUGUUCUCGUCUAGAAGCGGGAAACCUCGACAGGAGCCUCUGCGUGGUCGUUGAGAAAGGGCUCCCGGGCCUGCCGAAGUGUCACGGGCGAGAGCCCUGCGAGGUCGCCGUGAAGACGCUGAGCCUAAGUGCGCUGCGGCCUUCGGGCCGUUUCUGCAGCCCCCCACCCCCGGCCCCGGCGGGCCUCCAGCUGAGGGUGCUGGGCGUCGCUGUGCGAUUCUUCCCACAGGGGACAGCCUCCUGCACAGUCCCGCCCACUCCAUCCAGCCCAUGUUGGGCGGCCGUGCUGAGGAGCCGGCCUAACUUAACAACCUUACAUAGUGAAGAUUUGCGUCAACGACAAAGAUCUGGAAAAGCAAGUGUCCCUUUUGUUGCCAUUUCUUUUCAAAGGUGAGAGCUUCCUCUUGAACAGGGACGCAUGACGCACGUAGACUGAGGCACGCCAGCCCCCACCCAGGUGUUUCCUGCCGCGGUUGCUUAGAUCGCCGGCCUUGGAGUACAAGUCAACCCUUCACUUUUGACUGAGAGAACUUGAACCCAAGUUUUCAAAGGAGGAAGGGUGACCCCAGGGACCACGAUGUUUCCAAAGACUAGGACCCCCUUGAUUAAGAGAUCGGAUUUGUACAAUGAAACUGACACCUCAUGCCACUCCUGUCGGCCUCUGCCCCGUCCCUCUGCUCCAGGGCCCUGCUGGGGCGAAGGGGCCACAGUGAGUGACCGGGCGUCCCCUCUCUGCUGCCCUUUUCCCCUGCAUCAGACAUCACCCCCUUUAAACCAUGAAUUCUGGUCCUUUCAUAGAGGCAAGACCUGAACGUGUGCACUGUGUCCCCCGAGGAGUCGGCGUGAGGCUUCUGGUGAAAUAACGCACAGUCCUGGAGAUCGGAAGGCCUCGGCCAGCCCUCAGCUGACGCGGGGCCACGCCGUUCCGUCAGGUGCUUGUUCAGACCGCAGCAGCUAGUUACAUCUGUCGGGAAGCGAAUGUUGUCAGGGGAGACGCCGUGCUUGGGUCGGUGCCGACGAGGGACAAGUUAGAAGUGAGGUCAGUGCGCAGCUGGAGUUAAGAGCCCGCACGCAGGCCUCGGGCAGAACAGCGGGUGUUUCCAGACAACUGGUAACGUCAGGUUUCCGCGGUCGGUCAGUUUCAGCCUUUUCCUCUUUCCCAGGGGUCGCCCUGCCACCGCCUGGUGGGGCGGCCUGUCCCACCCAGAGCACCUGCACGUGUGCAAAACCAUGGCUUCCAGUGUCGGUUCCAGAGAAGGUCGGCCUGAGGUCAGCCCUCGAGGGCGCACGUCAGCAUGCCCCCAGCAAGACAGCAGAAGUGGGAUUCCCCUGCCCGCCCGGUGCUACCCAGAGAAGGGCGCACGUCCUCUUUGAAGACUAACACCUUCACGAUCUCAGUCGUCUUCCAUUUUGAUCCUGUAAAGGACAAAUGCCCCAGGCCCUUGUCCUCCGCUCUCACUGGUGAGCGGGGCAGCGUCCUGGCCAUUCAGGAGGGGCAUGACCAGCGAGCCGGGCGGGGACGUGGACAGGCUGGGCGGAAGUGCUGUCCCUUCCUCGGAAACCUGGUGGAUACGGGACAUUCAACUUUAUCAACAGGGAAGAGGCUGUGCCCCGGUGACGCGGGGGGUGGGUGUCGGAGCAGCUGCCCCAGACCUUACCCACCACCUGGGCUGGUCCCGAAGCUGGAGGGGCUGGGGGCCUGUCCCGGGGCCAACACCUGCCCCCGCUGCUGAAGGGAGCUGAGCAAGAGCACGUCGUUUUCAUUCGGAGUGAAAAACCCAAAUGUUGAGUUACUAUUUAACAAGCAUUACAGGUUUUUCAAGGAGCCACAGAGCUCGUGUGAGGAGCUGGUUAAUGGGCCUGGGGCCCAGGGUGGCCUGAAGGUAGGGUCCAAUCGUCUCCUGUUGUCCUCGGCACCAGAGCUAGUGCCUCAGCACCACUCUGUCACAGACGGUGACACUCAGUGCAGACCCACCCAUUGGUGCCUGCACGGCCUCCACCCUGAGACCCGCACGUCCAGAAACCACCAGGUGCCACCUCACGGGAACAUGGGCUGUUUUGUCUUCACUCAGUGGUAAAAUGUCUGGACUUCGCAGAUGUGUUAGGGACAAAUUCCUCUUGUCCAGAAAGAAUUAAAGGGCCUCGUGUGUCAUUUUACAUGACCUUGCCCUCCGCAGGGUCCUGCCUGUUCACAGUGACCCCGCAUGGAUCCGGGUCCGAGUCACUGGAAAUGGACUAUGGGGAACUAGUUGAGGCCAGAUUAAUUUUUCAUAAAUUGUGUGGAAUUACUCCAAAGGGCUUGCAAAGCAUAGUUCUUCCUCCUCUAAAAAGAUGAUGAAAGGAUUUACUACAAAGGUCUGUGAUGAGGUUCCUCCUUAGGAAAUCUUUACCCCAAACUCACAUCUUCAUGAAUGCACGUGUACACUUGUGUAGCAACAGCUACCAGCUUCCAUUCUGCUCUCUGGUUUCUAAAUGGGGAGGAACCCCCCAAAUUAGUCCUGAUAUUCCUUAGAAUCUUUAGUAAAUUGGACAGGUGGGCAAAGUAAAGGAGGAGUUGCCACAGUUAAACCCCUCAAAUUCCUAGCGUUCUUAGAUGGAAGAUGGCGUUUUGGAGAGCUGUGUUUCUCCUGCCAUGUUUAAACUGUAGCUUCAGCACUGAGAGCCCACUGCUAUAAGCUCCUACAAAAAAAAAGAAGAAGAAGAAGAAGAAAGCAAGAAAAGAAGGAAGAAA
Molecule: messenger RNA, 4379 nt
Organism: Vicugna pacos (alpaca)
Lineage: Eukaryota; Metazoa; Chordata; Mammalia; Artiodactyla; Camelidae
Source: RefSeq, a predicted model, not a curated record